Prorocentrum cordatum is the source of this 627-nucleotide messenger RNA. Lineage: Eukaryota; Dinophyceae; Prorocentrales; Prorocentraceae. The record is from the annotation of a GenBank genome assembly.
AUGGAAUCACGAAAACCCACGGGCCCCAGCAAGCGGCAGGAGAAUCGUCGACUGCCUACGGCGCAGCAGAUGCAGGCCUACGCUGAGGAUGCACGGGCCAGAUGGAACGAGAAGCGGAGGAAUACGCGGGGGGGGAAGGGGAAGGGAGGAGGAGGAGGAGGAGGAAGCGGAGGAGGCGCCUCGAACGUCACGGCCGGCCCGCCCUACCCGCACGCCUGGUGGCGCGGCAGGCAGUUGUCAGGAAGAGGAGCGGAGGCGAAGGCGCAGGGGAUAGGCUUAAGAAUCGGGGGGGGAGGCAGACAGGCGGGAAAGGAGCGUAGAGCCGCUCGGGCUCACUUCGCGCCGCGGAUGUUGACCUUCCCCGCCUCGCGGUUGCCCGUGGCGGCCCCGUGGGGGCAAUUCCCCACGCAGCUCAUGAUGCAGGGGAAGUCGGACGGCGCGCACGCCACGGUGAAGCACUUGUCCGCACACAUCAUCGAGGUGAUCUGCGAGACUGCAAGGGGUAGCAUCAGCAGCGCGAGGAGGGCGCUGCGGAGGGCCACCAUGCUGAAGUGUCUCCGAAGAGGAUCUGCGAAGUGUUCGGGUGCCGGAAGCAGGUGGUGCGCACGCACUACGCCGAAAUGCUGA